Molecule: messenger RNA, 4919 nt
Organism: Cydia pomonella (codling moth)
Lineage: Eukaryota; Metazoa; Arthropoda; Insecta; Lepidoptera; Tortricidae
Gene: sog
Product: dorsal-ventral patterning protein Sog
Exons: 16
Coding region: 172-2952 (926 amino acids)
Biological process (GO): multicellular organism development
Molecular function (GO): protein binding
Source: RefSeq, a predicted model, not a curated record
CGUCUCAGUCCCGCUCAGCCGUCGCGCCACGACGACGCCCGCUAGUCGCGAACCUCCGCUCGAUCCGAACGCUCGCUGCACCGACUCCGCGCGCGGCGAAAAUAGUGAGCUCGGUCGUUCGCCGGGAGCGAAGAGGCCGAUACGAAAUUCUAGUGCGAGCAGUGCAGCGUUAUGCUGCCCGCCGUGCUGGUGCUGGCGCUGGCGGCGCUGGCUCCGCCGGCCGCCGCGCGCCGACACGCGCCCGACCUGCGCGAGGACGAGCCCGCCCGCCGCACCACGAGACCAGCCGAAUGCCAGUUCGGCAAGCAAGCCAAGGAGCUAGGCUCCAAAUGGUUCGCAGACCUCGGCCCGCCUUUCGGAGUUAUGUACUGCAUCCAAUGUGAGUGUGUUUCGGUUCAAAAGAAACGUCGCGUAAUGGCAAAAGUGCAUUGUCGCAAUAUCAAGAACGAAUGUCCGGAGCCGUCUUGUGACACCCCCGUGCUGCUGCCUGGCCGGUGCUGUAAAACUUGUCCAGGGGAUGACACACCCGAGGAUAGCCCGAUGGUUGUUAUGGGUCCUGAGGAAGACGAACUAAGUAUGAAACAUUUUGGUGCACUUUUGACGGGUCGGUCUCCGCUGUGUAUUCGCCGCGAUGACAUGACCGGAGUGCCAGUGGCUCCAGGGGUGGCCACAGCUCGUUUCACUUUCCGACGGCGCCACCUGUAUUGGUCGGUGAUCUUGGGGCCUUCGAUGACACCCCCAAGGGCUCUAUCCUUUUUGGACAGAGGGGAGAGAUUAUUGCUUGAGCAUCCUUUGAAGAAGGCAAAAGGGGUCCAUGCGACAUACGAAGAAAAAACUGAUAAAUUGUGCGGCGUUUGGCGCAGAGUGCCUCGCGAGUACAAACGGUUGCUACGCGAGGGCUCCUUAUACGUGGCUUUGAUAUGGGGUGAUGAAAAGAACAACUCUAUGGAGAGUACCUUGAGCGGCCGCAUUAACAGGUAUCCGGCAUUAUCUACGGAAAUGUUCACGUCACUCCUGGAACCCGAACAACCACCUUCUGUUUUCGAAAACGGAGCUUGUGACGACGUUCGAAUGCCUGGCCAAGAACCGGGCUGGUGGGGUGGAACCGCAGUGGUAACUGGGGCCGCGGGAGCGGCACCCAGCUUACACCUAGCUCUUAUUUACAAUGGAAUCUUUCCACCAACCGGCAAAGAUCAUGCCGUCAGAGUGAUGCUCACAUUGCCGGAUAAAAAUCAGACGAUUAUAGACGAGAUCCAACCUGUGCCUAAACCAAGCUAUGAGAUAAACGUCCUCGAAGUGUCUACUCCGGUAUCAGCAGCAGAGCUCCGCUCACUUUCAAGGGGCCGUCUACUUCUGACUGUGGAAGCAGAAGGAGCUCCUGAGCGCCGCAUUUCAGGAAGCGUCAGGCAAAGGGCUGCCUGCGAGGUGUUCCAUUCCCCACUGCUAGCAGAAAGAGCACCUGCCUCAAUUGCUCCUGAAGGCAUGGCUGUGUUGUACAUUGAUAAGGAGGGAUCGCUUGUGUAUGACAUAGAGGUCGAAAAUUUGGGUAUCACUGAUCCAAAGAUUACUCUAGUCGAAGAGCAAGGAAAACGUCAUUCUCAAGUUGAAAUUCUGGACACAAGAAUGGGAGUUCUGGCUCGACCCAGCGCUCGCAUUUUUCCACCAUUAUACGAAGAUCAGUUGGCGGUCCAUAUUGGAGCUGAUGUUGGUCCCCCUAUCCUCCGCGGUCGCCUGACGUCCCGGCCGCUGCCAGACGCCGCAGGCGAGGGUCCUGCACUGCUCCGCCGAACCGACGCACGCGCACCCGUCUCCGCUACCCCCGUCGCUGGUCUUGCCUGGCUGUCGGUUGAUGCUCUUUGUGGAAUUCAUUAUGAGGUGGUAGUAACCAGCAAUCCGGGCGUGUGGUCGGCGUUCCUCGAGACCCACGCGGCGUCGGGUGCAAACUCACGAAUGCUAGCCGGCAUGGAGGGCUGCGUGCUGGAGCCCCACCCUGCAGAGCUGGCAGCCUUGUACGCUGGAGCUGCCUACCUGGACUUAAGGGCGCCGGAUAACGACACUGCCUUAUUGCGCACGCGGUUACCACAGAUAAGCGUGCCCCAGUCGUGUCUGCCAUCGCUGUCGUGGCCGACAGACAACGCGCUGAGUGCCAAUUACCCCCCGGAGCAGACGAACUCGCUGCCGCCAGACAACUCGUUGCCGAACACUGCCUCGUGCUAUUACAAUGGAAGAUUUUAUGAAGACGGUGCCCAAUGGAUGUCGGCUGAGUCAUGCAACAUGUGCGGUUGCGAGCAUGGUGUCCUUCGCUGCGAUCCAGUCAGGUGUCCACCGGUUAACUGCGCCGUGCCAACUAUCCAGCCUCCGGGACAAUGCUGCCCUAUUUGCACCAAUUCAACCACAGCAGUAUGGAACGAGUCUCACGGCUGCCAUUUAGCCGGGCAGUACCACGCGCCCGGCUCCUCGUGGCACCCGUACUUGGUGCCGGGCGGCUACGACACGUGCGCGGUGUGUACGUGCGAGUUUCCGACGCGGCAGGUGAAGUGCCCGCGCGUGCGGUGCCCGCCGCUCAAGUGCUCGGACAAGGAGGCGUACAGGCCGGACAAGAAGGCGUGCUGUCGGGUGUGUCCUGAGAAAAAACCUGAAGACGAAUCGCUCAUCAAAGAUCAAGAAGGUGAACCGAAGACUGCGGAAGAAAUCCUGGCUGAGGGAGGAUGCAAAUUCCCCUACGGACCGCUGCCUAAUGGCAAGGAGGUGCACCCCAACAUACACUCGCACGGCGAGCAGCGAUGCGUCACGUGUCGCUGCAAGGAUGGCGAGGUGACGUGUGUGAAGAAACGGUGUGGGCGCGGCGCGUGCUUGCGGCGGCGGCGGGGCGACACGUGCUGCGCGUGCCCGCGCCACCGCCGGCAGCGGGCGCCGCGCCUGGCACGCCCGCCGCCGCCGCCGCCGAGCUGAGCGGCCGGCCGACCCCAGACCGACCACCCUGCUAUGUUAACAUCUGCGGCUAGCGGGACUUAACACUGCACCGACACGGCGAGCCGACCGGCGGGUGUUGACAUAACACGGGUGCCCGGGGCCCCGACGUCGGACCCGGUCCCCGGACGGCUCGUAGGCUAAGUGAGUGAACGCUUCGCUCUAUAGACUGAUAUAUUUUAUGUACUCGUGCGAUUCGAAUGUCUAGUUGUAGCCGGCGGUCGCGCCGCGACCGCGAUGGCCCGGGAUUCCGAUCGACGGACGAAUUUUAGCUUUACUGUGUAUUAUUCGGCGAUGAAUAUUUACUUACCCACCGGUAUUUUAAUUGGUAUUAUGAUGUCACGAAAUUUUAUAGGCGCAUUACACGCUGACCCGACAAUAAACACGUUUAGAGUAUUAGAGCUCGCGCCCGGGAGUGAGAGAAGGCGAGCGGUUGAUAUCGUUGAAGAUGUGCCAUAUUCUCUUAAUGUAAAUAUAAAUUAUUAUUUUUUACUUUACUCAUGUGCAUAUUUAUUUACGAUUGUAACGUGUAUGUGCGUCACGCACGCUUAGGUAUUCGUAUUUGAACCAUCACAAGCUAUCAUUGGAUUGGUCGCCUGAUUUGUGCAUUUGCUUUUAGUUUUAUGUCAGUACAGUUAACUAAUUUAAUUUGUAGUCCUCUGUGGAAACUUGUCUGAAGGUGCUUUUCAUUUAAGUCGUUACAGCAAAGAUGAGUAUUUAUAUUAUCGACUGAAAAACAGUCAUUUAUUUCAUAGCCUAUAAAACAAAGUGUUAUUCCUGGUCUCGACUGGUAAAGCACCAUGCCACAUUAGCGUUUAUUGACGUGUUUAUGGCAUUAUGAUGAGUUUGCACAGUGGACUACAGGUCAAUUUUGAUUGAGUGUACGUAUGCCAGUGCGUGAAAUCGAGUCACAUACGGACUCCUCAAGCGACAGAUAUUGUUAUUCAUUCAUUAUAAGUAAUUAUGUCACGUAGGUUAUAAAUAGGUGCAGAUAAGUUGUGGCGACCGACGACUCGUCGUCGGAAUGUGAAUGUGUAAAUAAUUUAGGUAUCACUUUACGUUAAUGUUUAAUUGCUACAUAGUAAUUAACGUUUUGCAUUGUAUAUUACUUUAUACUGAUUACAUACGGAUUGUACUGCUACGGUUCAAUAAGUAGGUAGCGACUAGUUUGAUUAAUUACUAGGUUAACGAUUAGUUACGUAAUUAAGGAAGCUAGUCCAAAUGUUCGAAGGAGGAAGCCAGGUAGCCAGGAACCAUUUUGAGAGAUCAUUUUACAAUUCAUUAUAAGUUACUUAAGUAAUACAUUUAACUUAAGGAUUUUAAAAAAUUAGCCAUAAAGAACAAAAUUCACGUUAUUGUGGGUUCUAGUCCAUCAAAAUAUGUAUUUGAUUUUGUGAUUACAUUUUAUGUUACGGCUAUUUGUGGAAGUCAUAUGGAUAUUACUCAAUAACAAAGGCACAAGGAGUUCUCUUGAUUUAAUUUUUGUUUAAUCUAACAAUAGGAAAGUAGCACUAUGGCUUGCGAAUAACAUAAACUAAUGGCCAUAGAGGAUACUAUGAAUUCGCUUGUACUGCAAUGUUUUAUUAUUUAACUAUUAUUAUAAUUAUCUAUGUCAUCUAUUGGAUGGCGAACGACGUAAACUCGUAUCUCUGUCAUAUAAAUAUGUAGGUACCGUCGCCAUUAGAUAUAUUGGAAUGGCCAAGGUGCUGCAAAAAUAUAUCAGAAUAAUUUAUUGGUGAACAUUGGCGCGCUCCAAUAUCUGAUGGCGAGUUUGCCCAUACGGAGAGGACUUCAAACACUGAACCAAAUUUUGAUCAACCAUUUCGUUAUACCUUCACAUGUUUUAUUUUAUUGUCUUCCUAAAUUUGCAUAUCGUGAGUUGUUUACACUCGAUUAAUAGUUUGUAUACAGUACGGUUAAAGAAAUAAAAUUAUCUGUGAACACUACAA